Messenger RNA from Danio rerio (zebrafish), 1269 nucleotides. The record is from RefSeq and is a predicted model, not a curated record. Lineage: Eukaryota; Metazoa; Chordata; Actinopteri; Cypriniformes; Danionidae.
ACCUUUUUCACAGCGGAAUUGAACACCGGAAGCGCCCUUCGAAGCCGUGUAUAGUUUUUUCCGGUUUUGCUAGCAGCCGCAGAAACAUGGCAACUUCAGGGCAUCGAAUGACAUCCUCACUGUCAACUUUGCCAAAAUUUGGACAAGACGACGUUGUUCGCUUGGUGAAGGACCACAGUAAGGUGAAAGGCUCAAAGCUGGACAAGGGAUACAAGUUGUUCUUCGAACAGUUUGUUUUUAACUACAAGGGUUGUACUGCAAGCAGUAAGUAGGCCUGUUGCAUUAAAUGGAUGUAGCUGUUCCUGUGCAGCUGGAAAGGCCUUGUGCAAUCAUGUGGUGGCACUGCUUUUCCAAACUGCACACUACAGUACCAUGGGAGUGAAGACAGUACCAACCGCACUAUCAUGCACCAGUGCUCUUCAAACAUGGCACAGGCCAAGGACAAAGGGAAUUAGACCUGAACCCAUGGAUGAAGUUGUGGUGCGGAAGCCAAAAGCAGCAGGACGAAGUUGUGUUAAGUCUACACUCUAUCAGGCAUACCCAGGACCUUUUCCUGACCCAGCACUGCUCUCCGUUGGUGAUAAAUUGAGAGACCUUAGACCACAGCUUGGUAUUUGCUCAAUCUUGUGUGGCCUCUCAAGCAUGGAAUUAGUGGAAUCAAAAUUUGGUCAAGUCCCAAAGGGCUCGGUUCUCUCUUAUCAAUGCCCCACUGCAGUAUCACAUGAAAUUUGCAAGCAUCCUGAAGCCCCUUCAUUCCCAAAACUGCCAUUACAUGGCUAUAGAUUAGACAGGCACAUGAAUUACGUUCCCAGUUUUGAGGAGUAUUACCAUAUUGAGAGUUUGAUGGUUACUAGUGAACUAUCAUGCAUUAUUGAGAAAAACACAAGAGAGCAAUCAGAGAAUCCACUUUGGAAAGAACUGCGACAGCCACGCUUAACUUCCAGCAGAUUUGGUGAAGUGUACAGUGCAAGAGGGGAUUCAUCAUCUGAGGCACUUGCAGUCAGGAUGCUGAGAGGUGUACGGCAAACAUCCGAUAUGAAAAGAGGCAUUGAACUUGAGCCAGAAGUCCUACAGCUGUACAGUGACUUUUGUGGUGUAAAUGUGUCACCUUCUGGAUUUGUCAUUCACCCUGAUGCACCAUACCUGGGUACUAGUCCUGACGCUAAAGUUUAUGAUCCAUCUGAAAAACCACCCUUUGGGUUGGCUGAGCAUGCACCUCUUUUGAAUGGAGGGAUGAUGAGGCUUGCACCAACAUCUGACAGCAUCUGA